Lobosporangium transversale is the source of this 485-nucleotide messenger RNA. RefSeq lists its product as hypothetical. The coding region runs from base 76 to 366 and encodes 96 amino acids. Gene Ontology annotation, cellular component: membrane. The record is from RefSeq and is a predicted model, not a curated record. The transcript has 4 exons. Lineage: Eukaryota; Fungi; Mortierellomycota; Mortierellomycetes; Mortierellales; Mortierellaceae.
CCUUCUUCUCUCUUUUCUCUCAACUUUUACCAUUUCAACCCGACAACGUAAUACUAUAGCACAUAUCAAGUAACCAUGGCUAACUUCAGCGGCGCCGAUAUUUUCCUCUUCAUUGUUGGUUUCUUCCUCCCACCUUUGGCUGUUGGCCUCAAGAGAGGUUGUACAGCUGACUUCCUCAUCAGCAUUGGAUUGACGCUUCUCGGACACGUUCCUGGCAUUGGCUAUGCCUGGUACAUUGUGUACAAGUACAGGGAUGAGCCUUCAGAAUAUAACCGAUAUCACGGACGCACAUAUGUCGCCGUUCCUCAACAGCAUAAUUAUCAAGCUACUGCUCAGACAGCCCCAGCCCAUCCACCUGUCGUUUAAGCUGAAUUAGUUAGCUGAGUCCUUUGAAUACAACAUCCAACUUUUCCAUACUUUUUUUUUUCCCAUGUCUAUAACAUUUCAUUAAAUGAAUGGACGUUCUGUUUCAUCAAUUUCACGCG